Lobosporangium transversale is the source of this 2210-nucleotide messenger RNA. RefSeq lists its product as hypothetical. Lineage: Eukaryota; Fungi; Mortierellomycota; Mortierellomycetes; Mortierellales; Mortierellaceae. The record is from RefSeq and is a predicted model, not a curated record. Gene Ontology annotation, cellular component: membrane. The transcript is spliced from 5 exons. Gene Ontology annotation, biological process: intracellular magnesium ion homeostasis; magnesium ion transmembrane transport. Gene Ontology annotation, molecular function: magnesium ion transmembrane transporter activity. Bases 152 to 2191 code for a protein of 679 amino acids.
CUCCCUCCUCUUUCAUUGCGCAAUUAAUCUUGAGUGCUUUCACAUUGCGUUACAACUUUGUUGUCACAUCUUGAGAUCCUUCCAUGAAGUAACUUGUCACACCUUUCUCUUUCAUACACUCAUUCAGAAGGCUACAAGAAAAUAAUAAGCCAUGCAUCGUUCUUCAGGACAAGAUCAACAAGUUCCUAAUGACAACGAGGUUACCGCUAAUAAUGAUGGAGCUGAUAUUGUCAUUUCAGUUGACCAGGCGACCCCUCGUCCUCUGGAAGGGAACACUCCUUCCAGUGUAUACACUUUUCCACCCCGCAACAAUCCCAAUAGCGAUGAUGGAAUUGGAAAUGACACCAACACAGUCUUAGGUAAUGGCGACACUAAUAGCAUUCAAUAUGGUGAUGAAUCUCAACGCCCCAUCUCACCUCCCUUCGGUGGCAACCUUGCGCCGGCUUUCAGAUAUCCUCGUCACUCUCUUCAUGGGGACUACACGCCUUCAAUUCGCUCAACCCACCUUUCAGGGCAUCAACAGUCCGUGCGACCUUACACUUCAUCUAUCCGUAAUGAAUAUCAUGCGCCUCUUGGUGGUCAUAGAAUGAUGGAUGGAGGAGGAGGAUAUCAGUUUACCCGAGACUCGGAUAAACCUAUGCUGAUCGACUAUGCUGGCCUAGAUGCAUCUAUUGCCGAAGCCUCUUUGAUCGAAAAUGGGUUUCAAAGGACAACACUCGAGGAGUCUCUCGCCAAACUGCCUGCUACAACCUAUGAUACCCAAGGAGACAACAAUAACAAGGAAAAAGGAACAAGUACCGGCAAGGAUCUUCACCGCACAACAUCAACUGGCUCAUCAAUCCUUCUAAGGGGUUCCUCUAACAAUGAUGGGAACACUGAAUUCCGGAGACGAUCUGCUAGGAAAGCAUCCUUUUACAGUGAGCGUGCUCCACGUCCUCCAUUACCGGAAUCUUUGCGCUAUACAUUUUACUCAAAAACAACCGGCUUCAUUCAGGCGCCUUCUAUGCCCCAGAUUUUGUCCAGUGCUACUAUACAAACAGAGGAUGGUGGUUCUACAGCGCCGACUGUGUUUUCUGACAUAUUGAAGGAUGGAUGUUUCUGGCUCGAUAUCCUUGAUCCCAGCGACUUUGACAUGCAUAUUCUUGCGAAGGACUUCCAAGUCCAUCCUCUGACAAUCGAGGAUAUUUCAACUGAAGAAGUACGCGAAAAAUACGAGGUAUUCCGCCACUACUAUUUCGUUUGCUUUCGGACAUUUGACCAAGAUUACAACUCGGGGUCGUAUCUACAGCCAGCAAGCAUGUACAGCGUCGUCUUUAGAGAUGGUCUUAUCACCUUCCAUUUCCGACCAACAAAUCACCAUCUGAAUGUACUUCGAAGAAUAGAACAACUGCACUCACAUAUUACCUUAACCCCUGACUGGAUAAACUAUGCACUCUUGGAUGAUAUCACCGAUAGUUUUGCGUCUCCUAUCCAGACUAUUCAGUACGAAGUCGAUUCAAUCGAUGAGCUCGUUCUAUUACUGAGAGAAAGUGAAACUACAGACAUGUUGAGACGUAUUGGAUCAUGUAGGAAGAAUGUCAUGUCGCUUUCACGCCUAUUAGCGAAUAAGGCAGAUGUGGUCAGAGGAUUGAUGAAACGAUUCGAUGAACGAUAUGCAAUCGCACCAUUGGCCUCAUCGUCUGCAAUGGCGGCUAACGCAGGGAAUUCUGCAACUACUGCAGGAAAUGGAGGACCUAAUAGUGCUGGCGCUAAUAAUGGAGCGGCUUCUUCAGGCUCUGUACCCAAAGCUGAUGACAAUGCAGGAGGCCUUAUUCAUCCAAACAAUCACCGGGAUGGAGAGAUCUUGUUAUAUUUAGGCGAUAUUCUGGAUCACGUCCUAACCAUGUUGCAGUCGUUGUGGAGUUAUGAAAAGAUUCUGGAUAGAUCACAUUCCAACUACUUGGCGCAGAUUUCGUUAGAGAUCAACCAAUUGUCAAAUAAGACGAACGAAGUUGUAAGCUCACUCACAUUCUUUGCUAGUUUGAUCGUCCCAAUGACAUUCAUCUCGGGUCUUUGGGGAAUGAACAUUCGUGUACCAGGCCAACCAGGAAUGGAAGGCGAGCCCCUGAAUUGGUGGUGGGGCAUAAUUGGCUUUAUGCUCUUGUAUUGCAUUGUGGCCAUCCUUUUUGGCAAACGAUACGGACUCAUCUAACAGCACAACAACAUCAAUA